AAUCUUCUGAAGUAGCUUGAGGGAAGGAAGGCAUUCAAAGUUUAAGAAUUUUCAGACAUAAUGGGUCGGGGAAAGCUGAGUAUGGAACUGAUAAAGAAUGAGAAAACUCGAGUUCUGACUUUUAGGAAGAGACUGAAGGGACUGAUGAAGAAAGCUCAUGAAUUUACCACUCUUUGUGGCGUUAAGACCUGCAUGAUCAUCUACGGGCCGCCCAAACUCAAGGGCACACCGGCAACGGUCGAUAUUUGGCCGUCCGAUUCUGCUCAAGUCAAGGCUGUUAUUCACCAGUACAAGGAGGCGGUGGCAUUGUCUGAUUCCAGAGGGAAGAAACCCUUCAACUUGGUUGACUUUUUCGCAGUGCGCCGGAGGAUGAUCAACGACGAGAUUUCCAAGCUGCGGAAGGUUAGCUUGGAGGCCAAGUAUCCAAUUAAGGAUGAUCUGAUUAAGAAUCUAUCAAUGAAUCAAGUUAGGCUUCUGAGUUCUAAAUUUGAUUUGAAGAUUGAGGCGGCCAAGAGGAAACUGAAGACGAUGAAGAGGGAUCGAUAUUUGAUGGAAAUAGAAGAUCCCAAAUCAGGAAUUAUACCAAAUUUCUCUAAUUUUCAGGGGAAUUUGGAUUUUGAAGUUGCAAAACCAGAAUUCAACACCCAAUUGACUCCAUACCAGCCCUAUGAUGAAUCCCUCCAAAUUCAACCAUUCGGGUAUGAUGUCAACUCGGUGGAGCAUCCGAUGAUGACGCUGCUGAUGAACGGUGAGCUAGCUCCCGGAAUGUCCAGCAGCAGCGGCAGCAACAACAAUUUCACGCAGAAUGGACUAAUUCCAUUCUCUACUCCUAGCCAUUAUCAAGAUCCACCAUCGGCAGCCGCCAUGCUAGAUAGCAAUGCGGCGUUAAAUAAUAGUUGGGCAGUUCCUCUUCGAUUCAUUGGGCCUCCGAUGCAGCCAACGCCAGUGCAGUAUCAAGUAAUGGCCAGUUUGCCUUCUCAGUCGCACAUUCCUCACUUCGGGGACUAUUUUCGGGACAUGAAUGACUUUGCAACCAAGGACAAGCAACUCAGGUUUUAGUGUUCCAUUAUUUUCAAUUAACGGUAGUUGAAGUCAACUUCUGAAUUUGAACUGCUUAAUUACAUUUAAAUUUGGUAUUUUAAUACUUAGUUUUUUUAUGUUCAUUUAAUACUUUGUUUAGUAUAUGUAUUUAUUAAUUAGACAUUUUUAUAUAUAUGGAGUCCUUACGAAGUUAUGUUUCAAAACAUUUGACGUUUUGAGAAGUUGCAAAGGUAAAUAAAGUAGCUGAUAGCCU
This is a messenger RNA of Rubroshorea leprosula, 1294 nucleotides long. The record is from the annotation of a GenBank genome assembly. Lineage: Eukaryota; Viridiplantae; Streptophyta; Magnoliopsida; Malvales; Dipterocarpaceae.